Molecule: messenger RNA, 6885 nt
Organism: Patella vulgata (common limpet)
Lineage: Eukaryota; Metazoa; Mollusca; Gastropoda; Patellidae
Product: condensin-2 complex subunit G2
Exons: 29
Coding region: 163-3825 (1220 amino acids)
Biological process (GO): mitotic sister chromatid segregation
Cellular component (GO): condensin complex; nucleus
Source: RefSeq, a predicted model, not a curated record
CUGCGGGCUUUAGAGACUGGAUAAAGAAGACUUGAGUGUUUUUGGCAGGUUGUUUACCAAUUAUAACGGAAUGGCGCUCUUUUCAAGUUUGGAUUGAAAACGAUAACGGUUUUUGACAUUUAGAAAGGUUUCAGCUAAGAGUAGGCCUACAGAAAAAUCAAGAUGGCUCAUGGACAGUUAAUCGAAGUCAUUCAACGCCAGUCUGUACAAGAUUUACAUCAGCAUAUUACAGAGUUAAAGAAAAAUCACGAUAACUUACGAGAGGUGAUUGAGACGUGCAGUCGUCAUGAAAAAGAUGAAUUAUGGGAAGGGAUUCAGACGUUUUGUACAACCAAGUUGAUGGCCAUUGAAAACUUUGAGUUAGAAGAUGACGAGGAACAGAAAAUGGCUGAGUUGAUUAGAUUGUUUGAUCAUAUUAUCGCCCUGGCAACCAUCACUCUACAAGUAGUACCUGAUAAUCUUCCUGUAGCCUUGGUUGAUACAGCCUCUUUAUUACAUGGUAUAAUGUUAACGUUACCAGACACAGCUCACGGUGUGAAGAAUUCUCUCGCAGGUCUCUUUGAAACAUGGUGGAAUAAACAAAUAACAGGCCGAGACGAAAUCAUCGCCAAUACUUUCUCCUUCCUGUUACAGGAAACACAUCAACCUCAUGUUACUAUGGCUAUGAUCAAGAGACUGUGGAAAUUACAUGAUUAUUUACUGGAUGUAGAUAUUACCAUGGAUACGAAUAACAUGUUACGAGGACAGCUAUUACAGUGUUGUUCAAAUCAUAUGUUUUAUAAAUGUCCACAGGGUAAAAUGUUUUUAAGUUUCCUGUUUUCACUGUCCGAUGAUUUUAUCUUGCAACUACAUACAGCAAUAAAACAAGAAAUACCCUUUGUUUCCAAAUCUUUAUUAGAGGGUGUUGGUGAGGUAUAUUUUCGAGCUUGGCAGAAAUCAUCUGGUUCUACGAGACAGAUAAUAGAAGAGAGAUGUUUACAGAAUUUGAUGCAUCAGGCGGCCGUCGCGCCACGAACGGGAGAUCCCAACAUGUCAAACAUUUUACUUAAAUUAUUACAGUAUAUACACAAACAGAAAAAACAGACAGGUGUAGAUAAAAUGUUGUACGAUCUAUAUUCACCGUUUCUAUGGAGAUAUUUAAAAGCCCCUCAUUCUGAAGUACGAGCGAAUUGUGCAGGAUUAUUAAUGGAUGUUUUUCCCAUUAGUGUUGAUGAAACUGAAGAUGUUCAAGAUGAUUUGAUGCAGAAGCAAUAUGAAUUCCUUAUUGGUCUACUGAAAGAUCCGAACCAUGUUGUACGGUUAAUUGCUAUAAAGGGUGUGUGUCAUAUAUUGAGGGAAUACUGGGAGUUGAUACCUGUAACAGCGUUAAACAGUAUACUGGUUGUUCUAGUCAAAGAUCUAGCGUGUGACAGUUCUACUGAUAGUAUACGACAAACUGUAAUACAGGGUUUGACGUGUCUGGUAGAUAACAGAUUAACCCAUACAACUCUACAAACAGUUUUACCACAGCUAAAACUUAAUAUACAUGAUACAUCCGAGAGAGUACGGGUAGCCAUGAUGGAUUUAUUGUUGAAAAUUAAAGAUAUACGAACAUUUAAGUAUUGGAACAUUGUUCCUGUCAAACAUAUUUUAUCGCAUUUAACGAUCACAGAAUCAGCUCCGGUCAAACGACGAAUCAUGAAGUUGAUGUUCAAGACAUUUUUUCCCGUUGACCAGGACGAUGACAAACAGAUAGACCGUCUGGUUUCGUUAAUUGAGAUGAAUUCAGAAUCUGUCCGCCAUUUUGUAAAAUCAUUUCCACAAUUUAUGACUGUUGCAGAAACAGGUAAAUAUAUGAUCACGGUUUGUCGAACUAUUUUAACGUUAAUCAAACAGUCGGAGAAAGGAAGGGAAGGAUUGGAUGAUACAAAUACAGAUGACGGUGAUGACAUGAAAGAUACUACCCAAUCAGAGGAUUCACAGGAAGUUGAUUGUGAGGGAUUGAAGCUGACGGAUCUUCACAUCAUGCAUGGUUUUCUAGAAACGUUACUGAUUUUAUGGACAGUAACGACAGACUUAUAUAGUUCGGAACAUAUUGAACUGUUAAAAGAUUUACAGAGAAAGUUUCGUGUUGCUGUUCCGAUGAUGUUAAAGGCCCUGCAGGAUCAUGAAUCGAGUGAUUUAAUAAUACAGAUAGCUGGUCAUCUUCCAUCACAUUAUGUUCCUACUAUCAGUUUAAAAUGUGUGUCCAAGUUACGUCAACAAACGGACAUCAGUGAAACCAAAGAUUACAAGAUGUUUCUCGAGGGAGCAUGUCGAUGGCAGAAAGUUGACGAUGUAUUUAGUCUGAUCACUGAUUGGUUGACGAGAGAAUUAGAUGGACAGAAAUCAAGUGUAGAUAACUCUAAUACGGAUCAAGAUCUGUCAUCAAGUAUUAAAAGAUCCAAGUUAAAAGGGAAGAAACGAGUUGGAUUCGUAGAACCUGAAGUUGCACCGCCUCAAGCUAAAUUAGGAUUGGACUAUCUUGAUCACAUGACCAGCGAUCACAUGUGUCAGAUGAUAAUUAUGAAUAAACAUAGGGCAUCGCUACAGAACCUUAUAAAAACCCUGCAGUUAUAUCAGGAAUGUGGGAAUAAAUUAAUACAGGGAGAUUCAUCAGCAGAAAUUAAAAAUCCUGAUUUAAUUCUACAAGCGUUUACACUACAGUUAAAAUGUGUAAUACUAUUACAUAGUGAGGAAGAAGAGAAUUGUAUUGCCAGUAAAAAUAUCAGUCCGAUAUUAACGUGGGCUGAGCAGCACCUUCUACUCAACUUCCGACCCGUGGAAACAUCGGGGUUAUCGACUACGCAAGUAAACAGCACAAACAUAAACAACACAACAAACUUAAAUACGACCAAACGUAAACGAGCUUUACGCGAUUUAUCAACGUUUUAUCUUCAACCAGAUGCCAUGAACGACACGACUGCCAACCUGGCUAAAGAUUCAACCAAUGAAAGAACAGAAUCAAGUACAAACAUGGCCAAUAAUUCACAGUUGGCUAUUGACAUGAUGAAGAUAUUAUUACGAGCAGGAAGUGAUGUAAUAAUGUGUGGAAUGGCCGAUGUUGAGUUUUGUAAAGUUUUAAUAGAUCUAUGUUUACAGUGUCUUGAUACAGAUGAAGAUAUGAAGUUAUUAGAAGCCAUAUUAAUCUGUGUUUAUCAAACAACAGAGUUUUACUGGGUGGUCGACAUACAAGAUGAUGACACGACAGCUUUAAAUUCUACAACUAUACCAGCCUGCCUUGCUAAACUUUAUAAAACACUUGCUUUCUACGCUAAACGACGACCAGAAAAAUGUGCAGACGUAUUAAGUAAAGUAAAGAAAUAUGUAAUACAGAUAUUUUCGACGGUGAUUAAAACUGUUGUCAAAGAUGAAUCAAUAUCUCGUGAUUUAUUAUCAACUACUGUUGCCGCGGUGAUAGCAGAAUUAUCAGAUGCCAGUCAACAGUUCAGCUUGGGUGAAGUUCGAACUGAUAUCAAAACACUGCCAUAUUUAACUGGCUGGAUAAUUGAGAUUAUUAACGCUAAAGUUUUAACCAGACAAUUAUUUAUAGAAGAGAUAGUUUGUUGUAUUAACUCAGAAGCUGUCACUGAUUUACAUCCAGUCCAUGGACUUCUACAUCUACUCUCCACUCUUAUCAAAUAUAAAUUUAAAUCGAGUAAAUUAGAAGAUUAUAAAGCAAGUCUAGACUGUCAGAUAAAUAAAUUACAAGAGAUCAAACCAGAAGAACAAGAUAGUGAAAUCAUCAACCUUAUUAAUAGCAAGAUGAAGAAUCUCAUGACAAACACUGAUGAAGAAAUGGCCUAGUUGACCUCGUCUAUAUUUAAUAGCAAUGACCUAGUUGACCUGGUCUAUAUUAAUAGCAAAGACCUAGUUGAACUGGUCGACAUUGAUAGCAAGAUGGAGAAUCUCAUGAAAAAACACUGAUGAAGAAACGACCUAGUUGAUCUUGUCUAUAUAAAUCUGUGAAUAUAUAAGUUGGAAAUGUAUAAACUUAAUGGUGCAUAUAACGUAUGUUUUUGCAAAUGUAGGGGCGUGGUGACCAAUGAUUUUGAUGUUAUAAAGCAGGUCAUUGAGUAUUCUUCUCUUAGUCCCUGCUUAAAUAAAAAGAAAUGAAAUGAAAUGAAAGCGGGUUUAACGUUCUGCUGUUCUGCUCUGAACUGGGCUAAUGAAGACGGGCAUACGCCAUACAGUGUGCUAUGAGGGAAAUUUUGCCCAGACAGCAGCACUACGGCCUACUCUAAUAUCAAAUUCCAACUACCAAGGGAUGUUUUACGUGCACGCCAAUGUGUAAACGGGGCCUCGGUUUUUCGUCCCAUCCAAACGACUAGACAGCUGUCCUUGUCAGGCCCUGCGUCCUGCAUCACUGACAAGGGCAAACCAUGAAGGUCCCUGCUUAAAGGAAAUAUACUUUUCAAACAAAAGUAGGGGAUAUUGAAAUUCAAAUACCUAUGCAGGUUGUGAUAUGAUAAAUAGUCAUGGACACUUGACAUGCUUUGAAAGUAUGUUCAUAGAUGAAGAACUAAUCGCCCCAACCGAACCAUUGAGCUGCACAUGCGACACGCAAUAGCGCCGUACACGUGGGAGGGGUUCAUUGUCAAAUUUGACACUUCAACGAAGGGUUGAUGAAAACUACCGCGUGCUGGUUUAUCUAUCCAUGUUAGCAUUCCUAUCGGUUCUUGCAUAAGAUUUAUGUUUAGCUAUCUUUUCUUUAGUGUGUUACGUUUAAUUUGAUCGGAGACGUGUUCAUCGACGUCAACGUCCACCGACAACACUGCAAGAGGAGUGGGUCAGAUUGCUCCAAAUCGUGAUUGGAUGAUUGAUUAGGAGCAUGCCAUGACGAAUUGCUGAAUGUCCGAGGAUUGGUUGAGCAAUUAUUCAUUAUUAAGACAAAAAUCAAAAACGUCCAUUUUCACUUUUGACGGUGUAUCUCUUUGCAAGUGAAAUGGGGCCGUCAGAUAAUCCGCCCAUAUGAACUUUUUAUGUUCAUGUGUAGGCAAUUGGCCUGUUAUUAACAUACACUGGUUACCUCUAAUAAAAACAGCAGUGCAUUUCCGCAGUUUUGUAUUGUUUCUGAAUAUCCCCUACUUUUUGUGAAGAGUAUACAUAUGAAUGUAUUUAAUUACGUUAUAUAUGUAUCUCUAUCCAAAGUAUAUUGUGGGGGGAGGGGGGUCUAACUUGUAUGAAUUAUAUCAUAAAGUCUGUUAUUGAGCCAUACUUGUACGUGACAAGGAGUCUGGUCACCUCCAUAACACUGUGGCUGUUUAUCCUGGUCCACCUGUUUCCUCCCACACCUAAAGACGAACACGAGCAAGAUUAUCAUUGAAAUAAAAUCGCACCUCAUGUUAGUUCCUAAAUAACCUAUUUUUGUGUCGAGUGGACGUUAAACUCUCUCCAAACUAUCCGUUGAUCAAUGUCUCCACAAGAAUUUGUCUAGAAAAUGACAAUUAAACUAUAUUAAAGAUACAUUAUGGGAGAUAUUUAUAGAGAGAUGGCCAUUCUUGCUAUAACAGUUCAAAAAUAGAUGAUGAAAGAAGAAUAUAUUGAAAAAUUCAGUCAAACUACUUUAUUCUGAACAUAGUUAUCAUCGUUGUAAUAUUUGCCUAGAAAUGGUAGCGAAAUGUGUCUUCACCUUCGCCGAACGUUUGAUUGACAGGCGUUAACUCCACCUACAUAUCUCUAUUAUCAAGUAAAUUUUUCAAUGGCAUACGGAAACGCUUUUCAGCGGCCUCGCUAAGUACACUCUAUCAUUUAGCCUCGAUCUAACUGACGUAUUUUCAUCAGGUUACCCCUUAUCUGAUUUAAUCAAUUAGUGAAAUCCUAUUUAAAUCCGAGCUGUAGCCGAGCCAUCCGUGGGUCUACAGAGUUGAUUUUGGGCUUGUUGUUUAAAUAAAGAUCUAAUUUAUAAUUUCUAUAACAUCUGAAGCCUAAAUUAAGACUUGCAAUAAUCAGAUUUAGCUCUUGCAUAAUGCAUGUUUAACUUCCUAUAUUCACGGAAUAUUUGAUUAAUCUAUGAAACAAAACAAAAAAGAGAGAGAGAAAUGGGGUUUAACAUCCACUCGACACAAACUAGGUCAUUUCGGGACUAACAUAUGGUUUAAUUUUAUUUCAAUAAUUUGCUUGCGCGUUGGGGUCUUUAGCAGUGGGAGGAAACCGGAGGACCCUGAGAAAACCCACGAGGUUGGACAGGCGACCCUACUCCUUGCCACGUACAACCGGGGAUUCGAAACCACGCCAGUUGACUCAAUGACAGACUUUAUGAUACAGCGCGCGCAGGCUAACCAUAAAACAAAAAAGAACAAGCAGUGUAAAAUCAGUGUUAUCUUUUUAUUAACAGUCUCAAGAUUUGCCGAUCAAUUAAAUAAAACAAAACAACUAUCGGACUCACAUAAAACGAAAAAAAAAAACCCAACUGUUACAAAUAUAUCACACAAAUUUUCAAGUUUUUUAAUUAUUCAUCCGAGUCCGGAACGUCCCCAGACCGAGUCCGAAACGUCGCAGGACCGAGUCCGAAAAGUCGUCAAUAAGUACGAACCGUCGUCAAAAUGUGUCCGAAAGGUCGUCUCUGUUGAGUCCGAAAUUACGCGGGACCGAACUGACGUGCUACCUUAUAAACUUCCAAUAUUGAUGGAAUAUUUGAACUGAUUAAUCUUUGUCUGAUAUAAUUAAUAAUCUAUUCGUGGCAUUUAGCGAUUGGGAAACACAUUCACAGAAGACAAUUUUUAUGGCUAACAAUCACUGGUUUUAUUCUAAAAACACGACGUUUCGACAAGUAUCCUCUUAUCGUUAUCAAGCACAUAUUAAUGGAAUAUUUGAAAAAAUAUUUUGUAUUUUAUCUUAUUACAAUCUGAUAAAAAUACAGAUCUA